Messenger RNA from Porites lobata, 2197 nucleotides. The record is from the annotation of a GenBank genome assembly. NCBI's taxonomy places the organism in Eukaryota, Metazoa, Cnidaria, Anthozoa, Scleractinia, Poritidae.
AUGAGUCUCGGAAGAACAGUUUACAACGCACUUUUCCGUCGAACAUCUACAUUUGUUGUGACUAUAGUUGUUGGAGGCUUUCUUUUCGAAAGAGUGUUUGAUGAAGGAAUGGAUAACUUAUGGGAAAACAUGAAUCGUGGGGUAAGCAUACAUGUGUUAUUACAAGCUUAUAAUUUUGUUCUAGAGGUUACAAAUUGUAAAUAAAAUGCUGCGAGUAGAUACUGGGCAGUGAUACACCAUUACGAAUGAAUCUAUUGUAGAAACAACAAGAAAAAUGGGUUCCAUUCUUAAGUUGGGGUUGUAAUUUCCAUUCCAUUAAUUGCCAUUAUGAUGACGAACAUGCAAAUAAUAUUACACUUUUGCAGCCAAAGAAUUGGCAUCAUUUUUAACUGGAAUCAUUUCCAUAAUGCAUCCCCUUCACCCAAUGCCUCUGCCAAAAUGCUAUAACAUAACAGUAUAACGUGACUAAUUUCUAAACAAUUGUUACUUAUGUGGGAAAGAUGCAAACUACAAUGGACAGCUUUAAAGCUAGAAGGGAUUGCUUUAAGGUAUAUUGUCAUGAGAAAAAGUCAGCUGUUGCUGAGGUUUUCCACAUCAUACAAGUACUUUUAACCUGUAAUUUAUUAGUUUCUUUAAUACUCCAGAUAAUCUCAUUUCCCUGGCUAAUAGUUUAUCUUGUGUAUAGUGCUAUCUAACAUUUGAACAACUGGGGAAAGGAAUUCAUUAAGUUGAUAAAAACCCCUUUUCCAUAGCCCGAGAAAACAGCCGGUGUUUGGCGAUGCUACCACUGGUUUCCCCGUCAAAUGACAUCUGAGAAACAAGCGCAGAAAUUCCAUAUUGGUCAUGCUGCGUGGGAAAUUUGAUUCAACCAAUCAGAAGCACUACCCAGAUCUGGGUAGUGACGCAUCAUCAGUAUGGAAUUUCUGCACUCGUUUCUCAGACCUCAUUUGGCGGGGAAACCGGUGUUAGCGUUGCCAAAUGUCAGCUGUUUUUUCAGGCUACCUUUUCCAGAGUUACUAUCACUUUUGAUUGAUAUUCAGAAACUUAGUGUCUCCCUAGUAUCAACAUCAGGCAAAGUGCGGUGAAAUGCAGUGGCUAGUAGAUGGUGUGUACCAGGGAGUAACCUGUAAGCAGGUUCACUGGUGCCCAAUUUCAGGGAAAACUUUUGCAAGCCAGCAAAUAAGUGUACCUGAAGGCGAGGCAUUGAUUUUUAAAUUCCUUGUGUUCACUGACCAACACAGCGAUCUAAUACCAGUAGAUUAAUAAUGACAGGCUACAUAACUAUCACACAUAAACAAUGUGAACAUUCACCCAUCAAACUUAGUCGAAAGAAGUAUUGGUAGGCCUGCAUGACUUUUGUUGCUUGUUCCAACAACUUUCUUUCUAAUGGAUAUAUAAAGCUAUGAGGAUUGUUGUUAAUUUUGACUAAGCAAAUCAUAUUUUUGCUACUUGUCCCACAUCAAGAGGUGUUUUCCUGUGGUUUAUAUUUCCAACAGGAUUGACCCUUCGCAUGCAACUUUCUGUCAUUUUUGUCUGUGUUAAUUUGCUUUGUUUUUAUUGGAUAUUAUCUUGACACCUCAAAGCAGGUGAAAUUAAAAAAUCAAUAACCCUUGUGUAGACUGGUGGUGCCAGGAAAAAUUGUGACAAACCUUUCUUUAUGAGAUUCAUCCCACAAUUAUUGUGGUUGAAUUGAUUUACUCUGGUAAAGUGCUACAACUUGAACUUUAUGCUCUUAGAAACUACAUGUAUUUGGAACUUAAAAGUCAGCAAAUGGCUUUGUGCAUUUCAAUAUAAUAUUAAUUAUUUAUUUUUUCACCAGAAAUUGUGGAAUCACAUCAAGCACCGUUAUGUCAAAGAUGCAGAUGAAGCAGAUGAAUGACAAACAAAAUUUUUGUAUUCUAUGAACAUUGGUUACUGUUGUAAACUUUUAAAGAAUGAUGCCUGGAGCCUUAUAAAUACCUGGAGCUGAUGAAUGAGACUUUUCAUCUGAAUGCAGAGCAGCUGUACCUUUUUGUUUAUGUUGUCUUCCUGACUGCAAUAAUAAAUAAUUUGUAUGUCAACUUGGAUCUAAUAGGAUGAUUAAGAUACUGGAGUUUGUUUGCCAAAAAUAUUUGCUUUCUACGCAGUGUAAUAAAGGGAUGAUCAUUUUCCUUCCGUCUUUCUUUUUUAAUAUUUUGUGUAAUUUUUUUUCCAGGCC